AUGCUGCACAUCUUUGCGUCUCACAGGCAGUACCUGGACUCCACACGUUACAUCCUGUUUGCCUACAUGCUGAUCAACGACACUCUCCAGCUCUUGUCUUCUGUGCUGCUCUUCCUCUUUGUCAUGGGCCAGGUGAAAUUUUAUUUUGUCUUCUGUGUUCCUGUGCUGUUCUUUUCCACUGCCACCUUCCAGAACACGCCUUUAAUCCUGGCCACCAUGUCUCUGGAGCGCUAUGUUGCUAUCUUCUAUCCGCUGCAGCGCCCGGCCGCCUGGCGCUCACACCGUAUCUGGGUAAUUAUUCUGUCCCUGUGGCUCAUCAGCUGUAUCUUGCCUAUAGUUGAAUACUCCAUCGGUGUGAGUGAUCCUGCUGCAGUUGAAAUCCUCUCUAGACCUGUGCUUUGCAAAGCUGCCAUUAUCAAAACAUCUCGAAUCCAGGCUUUGUUCAAAGUUGGUAUCUAUAUUCUCUUUUUUGCAGUCGUGGCUGUUGUCAUUCUCUUUACCUAUGUGAGAAUCCUGUUGGAAACAAGGAAGCUGAGACAGGACAAAGCGUCUGUGAGCAAAGCCAUGCACACUGUGCUGCUACACGGCUUUCAGCUGCUGCUGUGCGUUUUGGCUUUCACGAGCCCCAUCACUGAAAGUCUCAUAGUGCUGCAUGCCAACUGGCUACCAGAAGACAUUGCCUUUUUUAAUUAUUUCUGCUUCAUCCUUACUCCACGCUUUCCUCAGCCCGCUCAUAUACGGCUUUAG
Messenger RNA from Anoplopoma fimbria (sablefish), 747 nucleotides. Its product is annotated as olfactory receptor 13C8-like. The transcript has a single exon. Gene Ontology annotation, molecular function: G protein-coupled receptor activity. Gene Ontology annotation, biological process: G protein-coupled receptor signaling pathway. Bases 1 to 747 code for a protein of 248 amino acids. Lineage: Eukaryota; Metazoa; Chordata; Actinopteri; Perciformes; Anoplopomatidae. The record is from RefSeq and is a predicted model, not a curated record. Gene Ontology annotation, cellular component: membrane.